AUGGACCGAAAGAUGCUGGUAACACGGGGGUACAUUUCAGAGCUGCAGCAGAAAGCUGCGUGCGUCGAAAAUCAGGAUGGUCUUUUUAGUUCGAGUGGGAAUCACUUCGAGCCCGAGGAAGAUACCCCCGAAAAUGAAACUUUCGAUCAAUCUGAUGAUCCGGCUGACUUUCAUGAAGCACAAAAUCCCGAAUCUGGAUUGGUUAAUCCAUUAGCAACUGGUGAAGCCGCCUUUAUGUCCUCGGGAAAUGGGAGAAUGUUUUAUUUGGGAACGUCUUCAAACUGGUCAUUCACUCGGCGUGUACUCAGUAUCACGCAUCAACAUGUGUACAAAGAAUCGCUACCAACGGAGACGUUGAUAUUUGAGGGAGCUGCCUGCGACUUGAGCGAGGACGAACGAACAGAUCUGAUUCUAGAAGACCCUAUUGUUCCGAGUCUUGACCAUGCCCUCCAUCUAAUCAACACCGUCAAUUUCCGCUGCGGCCAAUUGUACCACCUGUUCGACGAGGAAGAGUUCAUGGGAUCACUGCAUGACUUUUAUUCUGGUGCUUCCUUCGAACAAAAGGAGGUGAAGGGAAGCCCGCAGGGGUUAAGUACUUUGCCAAAGCCAUGCAGCUUCUUCCCAACCACAAUCGACUGUACUCUUCUCCGCUAA
Molecule: messenger RNA, 654 nt
Organism: Penicillium griseofulvum
Lineage: Eukaryota; Fungi; Ascomycota; Eurotiomycetes; Eurotiales; Aspergillaceae
Exons: 5
Coding region: 1-654 (217 amino acids)
Source: RefSeq, a predicted model, not a curated record